UAAAACUCAAAAAAAUUCAAUGGACUUUUCCAUUCUCACAAAACCCAAAUAUGUUCUUCUCCCAUUGAAAACCUAACAACAUAUCAAUAUUUUCGAUGUCUUCUUCAAAUUCUUCUUCACGAUGCACAUCAAUUAGAAACCCACAACGUAAUUAUCCAUUUGUCGAAGACUAUGACGAGUUUAUUGAAGUUUAUUGCUCAUGUGGAGAAUUAGUUCGAAGAAGAAUUUCAUGGACAGAUGAUAAUCCCGGUCGAAGGUUUUAUGGGUGUGCAAGAUACAGUAAAAAGCAGAUGAGGAAGUGCACAAAUUUUAGAUGGUAUGAUGUUGAUUUUCCAGAAAGGGCUAAGCAGGUUAUUAGAGAUUUUAUGAAAGAGGUAGAUAAGUUGAAUUCAGAAAAUGACCUUUUGAGAGAAAAAGAAGAUGAAUUUGGAAGCAGUAGACUGAGAAGGUUGGAGAUGGAAUUGGUUCAGUUGAAGAAUAUGCUACAGCAACAAAAAAAAAGCAGUGUCAAAAUUCCAUUUCUUGUACUGAUGUUUACAUUUAUUAUUUUAGUAGCCAUUUAUUAUGUAUGUCAAAUUUAGUUAGUAAUCAAUGGUUGUAAUUUGUGAGGUUAUUACAUCAAUUAUUUGCAUCAAUGGUAGUUGCUUGAAAGAUUAUUAUUAUUCA
This is a messenger RNA of Mercurialis annua (annual mercury), 666 nucleotides long. RefSeq lists its product as uncharacterized. Bases 96 to 581 code for a protein of 161 amino acids. The record is from RefSeq and is a predicted model, not a curated record. Lineage: Eukaryota; Viridiplantae; Streptophyta; Magnoliopsida; Malpighiales; Euphorbiaceae. The transcript has 2 exons. Gene Ontology annotation, molecular function: zinc ion binding.